This is a messenger RNA of Camponotus floridanus (Florida carpenter ant), 477 nucleotides long. Its product is annotated as proto-oncogene tyrosine-protein kinase ROS-like. The transcript is spliced from 3 exons. NCBI's taxonomy places the organism in Eukaryota, Metazoa, Arthropoda, Insecta, Hymenoptera, Formicidae. The record is from RefSeq and is a predicted model, not a curated record. Bases 1 to 477 code for a protein of 158 amino acids. Gene Ontology annotation, molecular function: protein binding.
AUGUUAAUAUGUACGAUCUCAAAAUCUCUAGAAGGCGGUUUGAACAAGCCAACAUCUCUCAGAGCAUUUGUACAAUUCGACAGUCAAUUCACAGAAAAAGUAAACGACAUUUUUGUGACAUUGAGAUGGAACCAACCAGAAUUUGUCGAUGAAAUAAUACAAGUGUAUCAAGUGCAGUGUUUUUUCUUCGAGGAUUUUAAAGAAACCUGCGAUGAUAAAAAUAUCACAGCUACAAAAUUGGAGCACAUUGUGCACAAUCUAACAUCUAACACAACAUAUUAUUUUCGAGUACGUGCGCAUACUAAAAUUGUUGCUGGUCCUUACACGGAUUUCAUUAAUGUGUCGACUACACAUGAAAAUCCAAUACCUAAAUUAUUACUCACAACGGAUCUAGAUAUGAAAAUAUUGGACGUGGAUUUAAGAAUUACUAAUACCUUAAUGUCAGGAUAUGUAGAAUAUGUCGCUUAUUCGAUAUAA